CCAAGUUGAUAAACUCUGUUUACAAUAUCUUUAGAUCACACUCAAUAGCUCAAGUAUGAAGGGUUAGUAACAGUAUGGUAUUUGAAUUUCACCCCUGCUUUUCUGAUCGGAAAGUCAUGACCACUGGAGAUCUUCUCAACAUUCAACCCACGGAACUCAAAUUCCCAUUUGAAUUGAAGAAGCAGAGUUCAUGUUCUAUGCAAUUGACUAACAAGUCAGAUAAGUAUGUGGCUUUUAAGGUUAAAACGACCAAUCCCAAGAAAUACUAUGUUCGUCCCAACACUGGCAUCAUUUUGCCUCAGACCUCUUGCAAUGUUACAGUUACAAUGCAAGCCCCAAAAGAGGCACCCCAUGAUAUGCAAUGCAAGGACAAAUUCCUUCUUCAGAGUGUUGCUGCUCCUGAUGGUACAACCAUGAAAGAUAUAACUCCAGAUAUGUUUAAUAAGGAGAAUGGUAAAGAUGUAGAGGAGUUCAAAUUGCGUGUAGUCUACAUCCCUGCUAAUCCUCCCUCACCUGUCCCAGAAGAAUCUGAAGAAGAAUCAUCUCUGAGUGCUUCUGUGCUUGAGAAUGGUAAUCAAGAUGCUUUGUUGUUUGAAGCUGUAUCAAGAUCUUUAGAGGAGCCUAAAGAGAAAUCUUCGGAGGCAUGGUCUACCAUAUCUAAGUUGACUGAGGAGAAAGCUUCUGUGCUGCAACAAAAUCAACAGCUACGACAAGAAGUGGAAUUGAUGAGAAGACAAGGUAGCAAAACUCCUGAUGGUGGCUUCUCUUUAUUUCUUGUGGUGUUGGUUGGUCUAUUUGGUAUCCUGGUUGGCUAUGUUGUGAAGAGAACAUAGAAAAUUACCAAAUAACUGGUAUUUGUUAGGUUGAGGUGCUGGCUUCAAAGUUUUCAGCCUUCCCCUAGUUUUUGAAACUUUUUAGGAACUUUACUUGGUGUGUAAAGUCAAAGCCUGGUGUAUUACUAACUUGUAAUUUGUGUUUGUUACACAGUUAAUGUUGUUUCUAUCAUGAAUGGAAUGAUUUAUGUGAUUA
Molecule: messenger RNA, 1029 nt
Organism: Hevea brasiliensis (rubber tree)
Lineage: Eukaryota; Viridiplantae; Streptophyta; Magnoliopsida; Malpighiales; Euphorbiaceae
Product: vesicle-associated protein 1-3
Exons: 8
Coding region: 75-833 (252 amino acids)
Biological process (GO): endoplasmic reticulum membrane organization
Cellular component (GO): plasma membrane; endoplasmic reticulum membrane
Source: RefSeq, a predicted model, not a curated record